Messenger RNA from Papaver somniferum (opium poppy), 3253 nucleotides. RefSeq names its product pentatricopeptide repeat-containing protein At5g38730-like. The transcript has 4 exons. Gene Ontology annotation, molecular function: protein binding. The coding region runs from base 270 to 2024 and encodes 584 amino acids. Gene Ontology annotation, cellular component: chloroplast. NCBI's taxonomy places the organism in Eukaryota, Viridiplantae, Streptophyta, Magnoliopsida, Ranunculales, Papaveraceae. The record is from RefSeq and is a predicted model, not a curated record.
ACAGAAUCGCUCUUGAAGUUUUCCACGGUGAGUGCAGAAAGAUUGUUUUGGAACCGAACGGCCACUAGAAUUCCAAGUCGUACACCGCUCUUCAUCUUCUGCUUUUUCUGAACUCCCACUCUCACGCUGCCUCUGUCACAUAAAAGAUAUGCUAAGGUUUGGCAUCAUCUUCUGCCAUUUUAUUUUCCCGGUCUGAUUCCUUUUCAAGGAGACAAGCUAAUCAGCGAGCUUGCAAAAACAAAAUCUGCACAAUUUAAUCAAGGUUGGAUAUGGCUUGUUCAAUUUCUCAUAUGAAGGAGACACAUUUUAUUUGGGGUGUGUUUGCCGUUGUAGUGAAAGGAAAUUGGAAAGAUCUGGUGAAGCCUGAUAUUAGUUCUAGCUUCACACCCACAGUCAUGAAUAAGAUUCUGGUUCGGCUUUCAGAAGAAGGGGAGUCUCUUUCAUGGGCAUUUUAUAAAUGGGCAGAAUGCAUUCCUCAUUACAAGCAUUCGUUGCAUUCUAACUGGACUAUGAUUCAUAUCCUCACUAAUCAAAAACAGUUCAUAAUUGCACAAAACUUGCUUGAGAGUAUUGCUCGUAAGGAUUUCCUUUCGUCUCCUUCAGUUUUAAAUUCACUUAUAAGCACCCAAAAUGAUCCCAAUUUAAAUUCACAUAUCUUGAGUUGGCUUGUACUUUUUUAUGCUCAAUCAAAGAUGAUUCAAGAUGCAACUCAAGUGUUUGAGCAAAUGAGGGUUAACAAUUUAAGACCUCAUCUGCAUGCUUGUUCUGCAUUGUUGAAUGCGUUGGUGAAGGCUAGACUCACUGAUACAACAUGGAAAACUUAUAAGAAAAUGCUUCUAAUUGGGGUUGUUCCAAAUAUUCAUAUCUUCAAUGUUCUGAUCCAUGCGUGUUGCAAUUCGGGGGAUGUGGAGAGAGCAGACAAAUUAUUGAACGAGAUGGAAUCGAAGCGUAUUCUGCCUGAUCUUUUCACUUACAACACAUUGAUCUCACUUUUCUGCAAGAAGGGAAUGCACUAUGAAGCUUUGGCUGUUCAAGAGAGAAUGAUAAGAGAAGGAAUAACUCCUGAUAUUAUUACAUACAAUUGUCUUAUUUAUGGAUUCUGUAGACAAGGUAGAAUGAAGGAGGCUUUGAGAUUUCUAAGGGAAAUUAAAAGCGCUGAGCCAAAUCAGAUAACAUAUACUACACUCAUUGAUGGUUAUUGUCGAGUGAAUAACCUCGAGGAAGCUUUAAGGUUGCGUGAAGAAAUGGAGAGAAAGGGCCUGCAACUAGGAAUUGUUACUUACAAUUCAAUCCUUAGGAAGCUGUGUGAAGAAGGAAACACGAAAGAUGCAAAUCAUCUCUUGAAUGAAAUGAGUGACAAGAAAGUCGAACCUAAUAAUAUCACCUGUAAUACCUUGAUUAAUGCUUACUGCAAGAAACGAGAUAUGGUGUCUGCAUGUAGAUUUAGGAUCAAAAUGUUGGAAGGUGGAUUGACCCUUGACCAAUUUACGUACAAGGCUUUGAUUCAUGGAUUCUGCAAUGUCCAGGAUAUGGACAGAGCUAAACAGCUCCUUUUCGACAUGCUUGAUGCAGGAUUAUCACCAAGUUACAGUGUAUAUUCAUGGCUGGUUGAUGGUUACUGCAACCAAAAGAAUGAAGAUUCUGUCCUAAAACUCCCGGAUGAGCUCAUGGAAAGAGGCUUCUCUGUAGGUAUUCCAGUUUACAGGGCGCUUAUACGUAGGCUAUGUAAGAGAGAGAAAAUUGAAUGUGCUCAAAAUCUAUUCAAUCUUAUGGAAGAGAAAGGAAUAUCUGGUGAUACUAUUGUUUACACUAGUCUGGCAUAUGCCUACUUAAAAGCUAGGAAAAUGUCAGCGGCUUCUGAUAUGUUGGAUAGCAUGGGUAAGAGGAAAUUAUUGGUUACGCCUAAACUAUACGAAUCCUUCAGUGCUACUUAUGCCAGCGAUGGCGAUGUCCUACGCCUACUAUGGGAUGAGGUUGUUGAAAGAGGCCUGGUCAUGAAGAAAGUUCUCAACCUCAUGCUAUAAUUGAUCUUGGAAACAUCUUAGAAGGUCAAGUUCAGUAAUACGGAUGUUGCUUAUCAUGUGACCAAGUGGAUGCCAUUACGGACAACUGGACUAUUAAGAUGGAGGUGAUGAAUUCUGAUGCUUUCAUGAACUGCAACCAGAUGCUGUCAGCCUAGUCUGUGCAUAACGAGAAUUGGGGCUGUUUAUGCUCGUUGGUACAAAGUAAAUCGAAUGGUUGAAAUGGUCAGCAGAAGAAGCUGCAGUUCCAUAGGCUAGCUCCAUGGUCCUGUCAGUGAGCUCAUGUUGUGCUAUAUUGCUAUCGGUAAAGUUGGUAUUGCUUCCAUCUUUUAGUCAUUAGUUUAUAUCAUAGUUGAAAAAUUCGAUAAAAGAAAAAUUAGGAUGGACAGUUGGACACACAACAGAAUCACACAAACAGGGCACAAAAUUACAUUGACACUGUAAAUCUGGAAAACCCUCAAUGCUUAGCCAAAAUUUUACUGUAAUCUACAGCAAAUUUAAUUGUGCUCGGAUGAGGGUGAUCCAUCUGAUGUGAGUUUUAACUAGUGCUUGAAGUCUUAAACCCAAUUUGAGUUGGGUUGGAUUAAAGUGGGCUUCUCCAAUUUUUUGAGCUUGAAUGAUUUACUUGUUGUAGGCUUGUAGCUACUAGCUUGGAUGAACCAUUGAUCAUCUCUUGUUCCUUUUUGGAAAUUAUUGAUUUCCUUUAUGGGUUGUCUAAAUUGGGUUUUCUUACGUUUUGGUUUCUGUAAGUUCUGUAAAAACCUUCAAACUUCUCAUCUACCUUCGAGUCACAUAGGCAAUCAAGUAAUGGUACAAGUUGCAGGGAGAUUUACCACCAGUAUGUUGUCGAGUUUUAGCCAUGAGAAAAUCAGUUUCCUGCACUGAAAGCAGUCAGCAGGAACUGCUAUUCCAGCAGGCUUAUGGGUCAUACAUCCAGUAGAGACUGUUGGCCAAGAUUCCCAAGAUGAUGCGCAUGCGUUGCAACCACCAUGCCAAGAGGGAAACUCCAUAGAAAGGCUUAAGUGGAUAUCAGUACAGGUGUUCUUCUUGAGAACAUCUCAAACUGUAUGGAUCUGAAAUACAUAGACUUGCGAGGUUGUUGGGAUGUUAUGCUUGCUCUCAAUGGCCCAAAAAGGAAAAAAAAUCACCUGGAUUGCAAGUAAUUGUACCAGCUGCAGACAAAGGAGUUUGUGGAACUAGGAUUCAGGCAAUGAAGUAGAACGAGAUUAGAA